UAACUUUUUGUUUAAAUCAUGAAAACAUAUUUAAAACAAGUAUGUUGCAUAAUAUUAAGAUAGUCUAUCAUUAACCCAGGGAUCCUUCUGCAGAUUGAAAAAACUUCAAGACAAUGGCUGGAGGAAGGAACAGUACAAUAGUCAUCAGAUUCAUCCUUUUGGGAUUCUCAGAUUAUCCCAAGAUCAAGAUCGCUCUCUUUGUAGUAUUCUUGGGUUCUUACCUCUUGACAGUGGCUUGGAACCUGGGCCUCAUCAUCCUGAUUAAGAUGGACUCUCACCUACAUACACCCAUGUACUUCUUCCUCAGUAACUUAUCUUUCUUGGAUUUCUGCUAUGUUACCUCCACAACCCCGAAAAUGCUCUCAGACUUCUUCCAGAAGCCUAAAUACAUCUCCUUUCUGGGAUGCACCAUGCAGUACUUCUUCUUCUCUAGCCUGGGUCUGACUGAGUGCUGUCUCCUGGCCGCCAUGGCUUAUGACCGAUAUGCUGCCAUUUGUAAUCCUCUACUCUACACCGCCAUCAUGUCACCCACCCUCUGUGUACAGAUGAUGGUUGGAGCCUGUAUAACUGCUCUCUUUGGUUCAUUGAUCCAAUUGUGUGCUUUACUUCAGCUCAAUUUUUGUGGGCCCAAUGUUAUCAACCACUUCUUCUGUGACCUGCCUCAAUUAUUAGUCCUAUCCUGCUCUGAAACCUCUUUCCUAAAAGUCAUGAAGUUUGUGAUAGCAGUGAUUUUUGGUGUAAUAUCUGUCUCAGUCAUCAUGAUAUCUUAUGGUUAUAUCAUUGCUACCAUCCUGAAGACAAGCUCUGCUGAAGGCAGGUCCAAGGCCUUCAAUACCUGUACUUCUCACCUGACAGCAGUGAUCUGUUUUUUUGGAUCAGGACUCUUUGUCUAUAUGCACCCCAGCACUGAUGAUUCUCUGGACCAUGACAAGAUGGCAUCAGUCUUCUAUACAGUGGUGAUCCCCAUGUUGAAUCCUUUGAUUUACAGUCUGAGGAACAAGGAAAUCAAAGACGCCUUUAAGAGGUGUAAGAAGAGAGCUUUUUCCCAUUGUCAUAGUUAAAGGUCUGGCAGGCUCGUGGUCCUGGUGACUGGAAGUUUCUAGACUAUGCAGAGAAAUGCAUUUAACUUUAUUCAAUCCUACUGAUGCUCUGGCAGGAUUGCAAGUGAGUCAACCCAUCUAAAUCCAGGACUGGUUCACUGGGAUGCAAAUCCUGUGGCUUCUUUGCAACUUGACAGUUGGCUCUUCUCUUGUAUAGCGAUAAUAACAUCACAAGUUAACUAUAUUAACUGUUAUAUUAAUAUAAGCCUUCAGUUCCUUGGUGUUUGGCCCUUACAUAUUCUUUCAGAACUUCUGCCUGCAGGCUGGAGUGAUUAGGGCUAAACACAAGACUGGUGGUCUUUCUCAUACACAACAUCACAAUCAGCAUCAUGACCACUUCAUCCCAGACUCCAAACCCUCUAGGUGUCUGAGAAAAUUCCAGUUAAAUAAGGUGGAGCUAUGGAAAGAAACAUUACUUUAGACUGUGACCUAAUUCCCUGCA
Felis catus (domestic cat) is the source of this 1542-nucleotide messenger RNA. RefSeq names its product olfactory receptor 1440-like. Bases 114 to 1061 code for a protein of 315 amino acids. The transcript has a single exon. Gene Ontology annotation, molecular function: olfactory receptor activity; odorant binding; G protein-coupled receptor activity. The record is from RefSeq and is a predicted model, not a curated record. Gene Ontology annotation, cellular component: membrane. Lineage: Eukaryota; Metazoa; Chordata; Mammalia; Carnivora; Felidae. Gene Ontology annotation, biological process: G protein-coupled receptor signaling pathway; sensory perception of smell.